UUUUCCAACAAGGAGUACCCUAUUUACCCAAAUCCACCGUUCUUUGGAGCCUCAUCCCCUCCAUCCAUGGACCCGAGACGGCUGGCCUCCAUCAUAGCCAUCUUGUGGUUAACGCCCACCAUCGCCUCCGGAGAAGACUGCCGCCCUUCUUCUUGCGGAGAUCUCCGGAACAUAAGCUACCCCUUUCGCCUGACCACCGAUCCUCCCACCUGCGGAGAUCCCCAGUACAACCUCACCUGUGAUCAGAACCGAGCCGUCUUGGAGUUGUACUCGACCAAGUACUACGUGGAGAAGAUCUCCUACGAGGACCAGGUGGCCCGCGUCGUCCUCGCCGACCUCGAUCCCGCGAGCUGCUCCCCGCGGUCUCUACCCUUCGUGCCUCCGUCGAUAUUCACGUAUGGCGAUCCCUACGAGCUAGCGAGCGACACCAGCGUCACGUUCGUGACUUGCCCCGCAUCAUUGGAGGGCGAUCCUUCAUAUAUCCCCAUCGCUUCUUGUGUCGAUCAUUCUUCCCCCUCCAAAGAGUACUUGCAUGCGGUGGUGGGAUAUGUGACGGUGGCCGCUCUUCGGAACAGCUGCGCUACCGCAGGGACGGUGCCGGUGGCGGGCACGCUUCGGAAUCGCACGCAGGCUGCGGUUCGCGACGUGUUGCUGGGAGGGUUUGACAUCUCGUGGUACUACGUGGCUUCGGAUCAUCGAUGCGAAAGCCCACUCCAAUCCGCUCGCUGUUUCUUCCAACAAUUAUGGCUCAUUAUACAAGGUGCCGUACCACCGUUUCUUUACUUUGAAGGACACUUUAUCAUACCAGGACGAACAAUCAUUGGGAUAUCAUGCUUGAUGGUCUACCUCGUAUACAAAUUACGAAGGAAGCAUAGAUCAAUGGACAGGAGAAUCGAAAAUUUCUUGAAUGACUACAGGAAUUCCAUGCCCAUCCGGUACUCUUAUCGGCAUAUCAAGAAGAUGACCAAUCAAUUUAAAGAAAAAUUGGGCCAAGGAGGUUAUGGUUCAGUGUUCAAGGGAAAGCUUACGACAGGCCGUCCAGUGGCAAUAAAGAUUUUAGAGAAGGCCAAAGGAAAUGGGCAGGAUUUUAUCAAUGAAGUGUCCACCAUUGGAAGGAUUCACCACACCAAUGUGGUGCAACUCAUUGGUUUUUGCUUUCAUGGUUCAAACAGAGCUUUAGUUUAUGAAUUCAUGUCCAAUGGAUCACUAGAUAAGUAUAUAUAUUCGCAAGAAGGAAAGGAUGAGACAUUGAGUUGGGAGAAGAUGCAAGAUAUUGCCCUUGGAAUAGCACGAGGGAUUGAAUAUCUUCAUCGAGGUUGUGACAUGCAAAUUUUACAUUUUGAUAUCAAGCCUCACAACAUCCUUUUGGAUGAUAAGUUCAACCCCAAAGUAUCUGACUUUGGAUUAGCAAAACUCCAUCCUAUGGAAGAGAGUAGGGUUGCGGUAACUGCUGCAAGAGGAACCAUAGGAUACAUGGCCCCUGAGCUAUUCUACAAAAGGGUUGGUGAAGUCUCUUACAAGUCCGAUGUUUAUAGUUUUGGGAUGUUAUUGAUGGAAAUGGCAGGCAGAAGGAAGAAUCUAAACCCACAUGCUCCACGAACCAGUGAAAUCUACUUCCCCUCAUGGAUUUAUGACCAGCUUGAUCAAGGAAGAGACUUGGAAAUGGAGGAUGCCACUGAUGAUGAAAAGGAAAUUGCAAAGAAACUCCUAAUGAUAGCACUACGGUGUAUACAAAUGAAUCCGGCAGAGAGACCAUCUAUGAGCCAAGUUGUAGAAAUGUUAGAAAACAAAAUGGAGGAUUUGCAAAUGCCAUCAAAGCCUUUUCUAUCAUCUCUAGGCAAGGUGUUCAAGGAAGAUCAUGCAAUCUUCAUGGAAUCCUCAGAAUCGUUAUGUGAGCCUGGAAGCAAUACAAACAAUAGAUCAUAUGAUGAGAUAAUCUCUUGCUCUUCCAAAUAAUAAAGUAAGGGAAGGUGUCUAAUAAGGAUAUCUCAGUGUUCUUGUGGUCGUCUAAUAGAACAGUUGAAUAUUGGAUGUCUUAGGAGGGGCUUCCUGUCAUCUGUGUACUCUAAAUAAGGUGGAUAUUAUGAACUUGUAUGUUGGUAUCACUGUGAACUUUAUCUGUGUACUCUGAAUAAUGAUAUUAUGAACUUGUAUGUUGUUAUCCCUGUGAACUUUGUUUACUAAAGUUGAAUAAAAUGUUGACAAAAUGAAAUGAAA
Molecule: messenger RNA, 2217 nt
Organism: Phoenix dactylifera (date palm)
Lineage: Eukaryota; Viridiplantae; Streptophyta; Magnoliopsida; Arecales; Arecaceae
Source: RefSeq, a predicted model, not a curated record